Hyla sarda is the source of this 10149-nucleotide messenger RNA. RefSeq names its product serine-rich adhesin for platelets-like. Bases 1 to 10149 code for a protein of 3382 amino acids. The record is from RefSeq and is a predicted model, not a curated record. Lineage: Eukaryota; Metazoa; Chordata; Amphibia; Anura; Hylidae. The transcript is spliced from 4 exons.
AUGGAGGCAAAGGCAAAUUCCCUAAUCACAGAAGAUGAGUUCCGUGUCAUGUUUAACCCUAAGCCAGUACUAGCAACAAUCUACACACUGCCGAAAAUACAUAAGCAGAGGACCCCCAUUCUUGGACAUCCAAUCGUCUCAGGAAAUGAGAAUCUAACUGAGGGGAUUAGCCUUCAUGUGGAUCAAAUCCUUGCUCCCUUCGUAUUGGCUCUAUCCUCUUUUAUCAAGGACAUAGGAGAUGCUGUCAUUCGACUCCAGGAGAUUUCUUUUUCGCCCCACACCCUUAUAGUCAUCCUCGAUGUAGAGGCAUUGUACACAAAUAUAAAACACUAUUUAGGGGUCCUCUGGAGGAGGAAGACAUGCUUACAGAUUAAAGAUGUAACUACUGUAAAUACUAGUGUCACACCUGAAACUUCUGACACUUCAUACACUACUUCAAGCGUUACACCAUCCUGGUCACCAAGUGACUCUACCACUGUGAGUGAUAACAGCACUGUAUCUGCUACAGACAUUGGCACUUCAGUGACAGAAGGUUCAUCCACAAUCUCCUCAGCUUCUGAAGCAUCUUCAGUGACAUCAAGUAAUGGUGAAUCAUCAUCUGCAUCGCCUUCUGUCAGUACAUCAGGUACAUCCACUGAGCUCCCUACCAGUGUGACAUCUGGACCUCCAACUUCCAUUGAAUCUCUUUCCACAACUGAACCUUCUACAGAAUUUGUGUCUUCAGACACCAGAGAAAGUUCUUCCACAAUCUCAUCAAUUUCUGAAACAUCUUCAGUGACAUCAAGUAACCUUGAGUCCUCAUCUGAAUCACCCCCUGUUAGUACUUCAGGCACAUCCACUGAGAGCCCUACCAGUGUGACAUCUGGGUCUCACACUUCCACUGAAUCUCUUUCCACAACUGAACCUUCUACAGCAUUUGUGUCUUCAGACACCACAGAAGGUUCAUCUACAAUCUCCUCAGCCUCAGAAACAUCUUCAGUGACAUCAAGUAACCUUGAGUCCUCAUCUGAAUCACCCCCUGUUAGUACUUCAGGCACAUCCACUGAGAUCCCUACCAGUGUGACAUCUGGGUCUCAUACUUCCACUGAACCUCUUUCCACAACUGAACCUUCUACAGUAUUUGUGUCUUCAGACACCACAGAAGGUUCAUCUACAAUCUCAUCAGCCUCAGAAACAGCUUCAGUGACAUCAAGUAACUUUGAAUCAUCAUCUGUACCACCCUCUGUUAGUACUUCAGGUACAUCCACUGAGUUCCCAUCCAGUGUUAGAUCUGAUUCUCCAACUGCCACUGAAUCUUUUUCCGCAACUUCUACAGAAUUUGUGUCUUCAUCCACCAAAGAAGGUUCAACCUCAAUAUCUUUAUCUUCGGAAACAUCUUCAGUGACAUCAAGUAACCUUGAAUCAUCAUCUGAAUCACCCUCUGUUAGUACCUCAGGCACAUCCACUGACAUUCUCACCAGUGGGACAUCUGGGCCUCCAACUUCCACUGAACCUCUUUCCCUGACUGCAUCUUCUACAGCAUUUGACUCUUCAGCCACCAUAGAAAGUUCAUCCUCAAUCUCAUCAACUUCAGAAACAUCUUCAGCGACAUCAAGUAACUUUCAAUCCUCUGUACCACCCUCUGUUAGUACCUCAGGCACAUCCACUGAUAUCCCUACCAGUGUGACAUCUGAUUCUCCAACUUCUGCUGAAUCAUUUUCCACAACUGAAUAUUCUACAGAAUUUGUGUCUUCAUCCAGCACAGAAAGUUCAACCUCAAUCUCUUUAACCUCUGAAACAUCUUCAGUGACAUCAAGUAACCUUGAAUCUUCAUCUGUACCACCCUCUGUCAGUACUUCAGGUACAUCCAUCGAGUUCCCUACUAGUGUGUCAUCUGGGCCUCCAACUUCCACUGAAUCUCUUUCCACAAAUGAACCUUCUACAGAAUUUUUGUCUUCAUCCACCACAGAAGGUUCAUCCUCAAUCUCUUUAACUUCGGAAACAUCUUCGGUGACAUCCAGAAGCUUUGAAUCAACAUCAGAAUCAUCUUCUGGUAGUACCUUAGGCACAUCCACUGACAUUCUUAGUAGUAUGACAUCUGGGCCUCUAAUUUACACUGAAUCUUAUUCUACAAUUGCACCUUCUACAGCUUUUGAUUCUUCAGUCACCACAGAAAGUUCACCCACAAUCUUAUCAACCUCUGAAACAUCUUCAGUGACAUCCAGUAAUUUUGAAUCGUCAUCUGUAUCACCAUCUGUUAGUACUUUAGAGGUAUCUUCUGAAUUCCCUACCAGUGUGACAUCUGCUUCUCCAACUGCUACUGAAUCUUUCCCCACAACUGAACCUUCUACAGAAUUUAUGUCUUCAUUCACCACAGAAGGUUUAUCCACAAUCUUAUUUACUUCUGAAACAUCUUCAGCGACAUCAAGUAACUUGGAAAUAUCAUCAUCACCUUCUGUAAUUACCUCCGGCACAUCCACAGACAUUCUUACCAGUGUGACAUCUGGGCCUCCAACUUCCACUGAAUCUCUUUCCACAACUGAACCUUCUACAGCAUUUGUGUCUUCAGCCACCACAGAAGGUUCAUCCACAAUCUCAUCAAUUUCUGAAACAUCUUCAGUGACAUCAAGUAAUGUUGAGUCAUCAUCAGAAUCACCCUCUGUUAGUACCUCAGCCACAUCCACUGAUAUUCCUACCAGUGGGACAGCUGAGUCUCAAACGUCCACUGAACCUCUUUCCCUGACUGCAUCUUCUACAGCGUUUGUAUCUUCAGCCACCACAGAAAGUUCAUCCUCAUUCUCAUCAACUUCUGAAACAUCUUCAGUGACAUCAAGUAACAUUGAAUCAUCGUCUGUACCACCAUCUGAUAGUACCUCAGGCAUAUCCACUGAGAGCCCAACCAGUGUGUCAUCUGCUUCUCCAAUUUCAGCUGAAUCUCUUUCCACAACUGAACCUUCUACAGCAUUUGUGUCUUCAGCCACCACAGAAAGUUCUUCCACAAUCUCAUCAACUUCUGAAACAUCCACAGUGACAUCAAGUAACAUUGAAUCAUCAUCUGUACCACCUUCUGUUAGUACCUCAGGUGCAUCCACUGAGUUUCCUACCAGUGUGACAUCUGGGCCUCCAACUUCCAUUGAAUCUCUUUCCACAACUGAACCUUCUACAACAUUCGUGUCUUCAGCCAUCACAGAAAGUUCAUCCACAAUCUCAUCAACCUCUGAAACUUCUUCAGUGACAUCAAGUAAUGUUGAAUCAUCAUCAGAAUCACCCUCUGUUAGUACCUCAGCCGCAUCCACUGAUAUUCUUACCAGUGUGACAGCUGAGUCUCAAACGUCCACUGAACCUCUUUCCCUGAUUGCAUCAUCUACAGCGUUUGUAUCUUCAUCCACCACAGAAAGUUCUUCCACAAUCUCAACUUCUGAAACAUCCUCAGUAACAUCAAGUAACUUUGAAUCAUCAUCUGUACGACCAUCGAUUAGUACCUCAGGUACAUCCACUGAGUUUCCUACCAGUGUGACAUCUGGGCCUCCGACUUCCAUUGAAUCUCUUUCCACAACUGAACCUUCUACAGCAUUUGUGUCUUCAUCCAUCACAGAAAGUUCUUCCUUAAUCUUAUCAACUUCUGAAACAUUGUCAGUGACAUCAAGUAACUUUGAAUCAUCAUCUGUACGACCAUCUAUUAGUACCUCAGGUGCAUACACUGAGAUCCCUACCAGUGUGACAUCUGGGCCUCCAACUUCCAUUGAAUCUCUUUCCAGAACUGAACCUUCUACAACAUUCGUGUCUUCAGCCAUCACAGAAAGUUCAUCCACAAUCUCAUCAACCUCUGAAACUUCUUCAGUGACAUCAAGUAAUGUUGAAUCAUCAUCAGAAUCACCCUCUGUUAGUACCUCAGCCACAUCCACUGAUAUUCUUACCAGUGUGACAGCUGAGUCUCAAACGUCCACUGAACCUCUUUCCCUGACUGCAUCUUCUACAGCGUUUGUAUCUUCAUCCACCACAGAAAGUUCUUCCACAAUCUCAACUUUUGAAACAUCCUCAGUAACAGCAAGUAACUUUGAAUCAUCAUCUGUACGACCAUCGAUUAGUACCUCAGGUACAUCCAAUGUGAUCCCUACCAGUGUGACAUCUGGGCCUCCAACUUCCACUGAAUCUCUUUCCACAACUGAACCUUCUACAGCAUUUGUAUCUUCAGCCACCACAGAAAGUUCAUCCUCAAUCUCAUUAACUUCUGAAAUAUCUUCAGUGACAUCAAAUAACAUUGAAUCAUCAUCUAUACCACCAUCUGAUAGUACCUCAGGCAUAUCCACUGAGAUCCCUACCAGUGUGUCAUCUGCUUCUCCAACUUCCGCUGAAUCUCUUUCCACAACUGAACCUUCUACAGAAUUUGUGUCUUUAUCCACCACAGAAAGUUCUUCCACAAUAUUAUCAACUUCUGAAACAUCUUCAGUGACAUCAAGUAACUUUGAAUCAUCAUCUGUAGCACCAUCUGUUAGUACCUCAGGCGCAUCCACUGUGUUCCCUACCAGUGUGACAUCUGGGCCUCCAACUUCCAUUGAAUUUCUUUCCACAACUGAACCUUCUACAGCAUUCGUGUCUUCAGCCACCAUAGAAAGUUCAUCCACAAUCUCACCAACCUCUGAAACUUCUUCAUUGACAUCAAGUAAUGUUGAAUCAUCAUCAGAAUCCCCCUCUGUUAGUACCUCAGCCACAUCCACUGAUAUUCUUACCAGUGUGACAGCUGAGUCUCAAACAUCCACUGAACCUCUUUCCCUUACUGCAUCUUCUACAGCGUUUGUAUCUUCAACCACGAUAGAAAGUUCAUCCUCAGUCUCAUCAACUUCUGAAACAUCUUCAGUGACAUCAAGUAACAUUGAAUCAUCAUCUGUAUCACCUUCUGUUAGUACCUCAGGCGCAUCCACUGAGAUUCCUACCAGUGUGACAUCUGGGCCUCCAACUUCCGCUGAAUCUCUUUCCACAACUGAACCUUCUACAGAAUUUGUGUCUUCAUCCACCACAGACAGUUCUUCCACAAUCUCAUCAACUUCUGAAACCUCUUCAGUGACAUCAAGUAACUUUGAAUCAUCAUCUGUAUCGCCUUCUGUUAGUACUUCAGGUACAUCCAAUGAGAUUCCUACCAGUGUGACAUCUGGGCCUCCGACUUCCACUGAAUCUCCUUCCACAACUGAACCUUCUACAGCAUUAGUGUCUUCAGCCACCAUAGAAGGUUUAUCCACAAUCUCAUCAACCUCUGAAACAUCUUCAAUGACAUCAAGUAAUGUGGAAUCAUCAUCAGAAUCCCCCUCUGUUAGUGCCUCAGCCACAUCCACUGAUAUUCUUACCAGUGUGACAGCUGAGUCUCAAACAUCCACUGAACCUCUUUCCCUGACUGCAUCUUCUACAGCGUUUGUAUCUUCAUCCACCACAGAAAGUUCAUCCUCAAUCUCAUCAAUUUCUGAAACAUCUUCAGUGACAUCAAGUAACAUUGAAUCAUCAUCUGUAUCACCUUCUGUUAGUACCUCAGGCACAUCCACUGAGAUUCCUACUAGUGUGUCAUCUGCUUCUUCAACUUCCGCUGAAUCUCUUUCCACAACUGAACCUUCUUCAGCAUUUGUGUCUUCAUCCACAACAGAAAGUUCUUCCAUAAUCUUGUCAACUUCAGAAACAUCGUCAGUGACAUCAAGUAACUUUGAAUCAUCAUCUGUACGACCAUCUGAUAGUACCUCAGGCGCAUCCACUGAGUUCCCUACCAGUGUGACAUCUGGGCCUCCAACUUCCAUUGAAUCUCUUUCCACAACUGAACCUUCUACAGCAUUCGUGUCUUCAGCCACCAUAGAAAGUUCAUCCACAAUCUCAUCAACCUCUGAAACUUCUUCAGUGACAUCAAGUAAUGUUGAAUCAUCAUCAGAAUCACCCUCUGUUAGUACCACAGCCACAUCCACUGAUAUUCUUACCAGUGUGGCAGCUGGGUCUCAAACGUCCACUGAACCUCUUUCCUUGACUACAUCUUCUACAGCAUUUGUAUCUUCAUCCACCACAGAAAGUUCUUCCACAAUCUAUUCAAAUUCUGAAACAUCCUCAGUAACAUCAAGUAACAUUGAAUCAUCUGUAACAACUUCUGUUAGUACCUCAGGUACAUCCACUGAGUUCCCUACCAGUGCGACAUCUCUGCUUCCAACUUCCGCUGAAUCUCUUUCCACAUCUGAACCUUCUACAGCAUUUGUGUCUUCAGCCACCACAGAAGGUUCUUCCACAAUCUCAUCAACUUUUGAAACAUCCACAGUGACAUCAAGUAACUUUGAAUCAUCAUCUGUACCACCUUCUGUUAGUACCUCAGGCGCAUCCACUGAGAUCCCUACCAGUGUGACAUCUGGGCCUCCAACUUCCACUGAAUCUCUUUCCACAACUGAACCUUCUACAGCAUUAGUGUCUUCAGCCACCACAGAAAGUUCAUCCACAAUAUCAUCAACUUCUGAAAAAUCUUCAAUGACAUCAAGUAAUGUGGAAUCAUCAUCAGAAUCCGCCUCUGUUAGUGCCUCAGGCACAUCCACUGAUAUUCUUACCAGUGUGACAGCUGAGUCUCAAACAUCCACUGAACCUCUUUCCCUGACUACAUCUUCUACAGCGUUUGUAUCUUCAGCCACCACAGAAAGUUCUUCCUCAAUCUCAUCAACUUCUGAAACCUCUUCAGCGACAUCAAAUAACAAUGAAUCAUCAUCUGUACCACCAUCUGAUAGUACCUCAGGCGCAUCCACUGAGAUCCCUUCCAGUGUGCCAUCUGCUUCUCCAACUUCCGCUGAAUCUCUUUCCACAACUGAACCUUCUACAGCAUUUGUGUCUUUAUCCACCACAGAAAGUUCAUCCACAAUCUCAUCAACCUCUGAAACUUCUUCAGUGACAUCAAGUAAGGUUGAAUCAUCAUCAGAAUCACCCUCUGUUAGUACCUCAGCCACAUCCACUGAUAUUCCUACCAGUGUGACAGCUGAGUCUCAAACGUCCACUGAACCUCUUUCCCUGACAACAUCUUCUACAGCAUUUGUAUCUUCAUCCACCACAGAAAGUUCUUCCACAAUCUCAUCAACUUCUGAAACAUCCUCAAUAACAUCAAGUAACAUUGAAUCAUCAUCUGUACCACCUUCUGUUAGUACCUCAGGUACAACCACUGAGUUCCCUACCAGUGCGACAUCUCGGCCUCCAACUUCCUCUGAAUCUCUUUCCACAUCUGAACCUUCUACAGCAUUUGUGUCUUCAGCCACCACAGAAAGUUCUUCCACAAUCUCAUCAACUUCUGAAACACCCACAGUGACAUCAAGUAACAUUGAAUCAUCAUCUGUACCACCUUCUGUUAGUACCUCAGGUGCAUCCACUGAGUUUCCUACCAGUGUGACAUCUGGGCCUCCAACUUCCAUUGAAUCUCUUUCCACAACUGAACCUUCUACAACAUUCGUGUCUUCAGCCAUCACAGAAAGUUCAUCCACAAUCCCAUCAAGCUCUGAAACUUCUUCAGUGACAUCAAGUAAUGUUGAAUCAUCAUCAGAAUCCCCCUCUGUUAGUACCUCAGCCACAUCCACUGAUAUUCUUACCAGUGGGACAGCUGAGUCUCAAACGUCCACUGAACCUCUUUCCCUGAUUGUAUCAUCUACAGCGUUUGUAUCUUCAUCCACCACAGAAAGUUCUUCCACAAUCUCAACUUCUGAAACAUCCUCAGUAACAUCAAGUAACUUUGAAUCAUCAUCUGUACCACCUUCUGUUAGUACCUCAGGUACAACCACUGAGUUCCCUACCAGUGCGACAUCUCGGCCUCCAACUUCCUCUGAAUCUCUUUCCACAUCUGAACCUUCUACAGCAUUUGUGUCUUCUGCCACCACAGAAGGUUCUUCCACAAUCUCAUCAACUUCUGAAACAUCCACAGUGACAUCAAGUAACUUUGAAUCAUCAUCUGUACCACCAUCUGUUAGUACCUCAGGCGCAUCCACUGAGAUCCCUACCAGUGUGACAUCUGGGCCUACAACUUCCAUUGAAUCUGUUUCCACAACUGAACUUUCUACAGCAUUAGUGUCUUCAGCCACCACAGAAAGUUCAUCCAUAAUCUCAUCAACCUCUGAAUCUUCUUCAGUGUCAUCAAGUAAUGUUGAAUCAUCAUCAGAAUCACCCUCUGUUAGUACCUCAGCCACAUCCACUGAUAUUCUUACCAGUGUGACAGCUGAGUCUCAAACGUCCACUGAACCUCUUUCCCUGACUGCAUCUUCUACAGCGUUUGUAUCUUCAACCACAAUAGAAAGUUCAUCCUCAGUCUCAUCAACUUCUGAAACAUCUUCAGUGACAUCAAGUAACAUUGAAUCAUCAUCUGUAUCACCUUCUGUUAGUACCUCAGGCGCAUCCACUGAGAUUUCUACCAGUGUGACAUCUGGGCCUCCAACUUCCACUGAAUCUCUUUCCACAACUGAACCUUCUACAGCGUUUGUAUCUUCAGCCACCACAGAAAGUUCAUCCACAAUCUCAUCAACCUCUGAAACAUCUUCAAUGACAUCAAAUAACAUUGAAUCAUCAUCUGUACCACCUUCUGUUAGUACCUCAGGCACAUCCACUGAGAUCCCUACCAGUGUGUCAUCUGCUUCUCCAACUCCCGCUGAAUCUCUUUCCACAACUGAACCUUCUUCAGCAUUUGUGUAUUCAGACACCACAGAAAGUUCUUCCACAAACUCAUCAACUUCUGAAACAUCUUCAGUGACAUCAAGUAACUUUGAAUCAUCAUCUGUAUCGCCUUCUGUUAGUACCUCAGGCACAUCCACUGAGUUCCCUACCAGUGUGACAUCUGCUUCUCCAACUUCUACUGAAUCUCUUUCCCUGACUGCUUCUACUACAGCGUUUGUAUCUUCAGCCACCACAGAAAGUUCAUUCUCAAUCUCAUUAACUUCUGAAACAUCUUCAGUGACAUCAAGUAAUGUGGAAUCAUCAUCUGUAUCGCCUUCUGUUAGUACUUCAGGUACAUCCAGUGAGAUCCCUACCAGUGCGACAUCUGGGCUUCCAACUUCCAUUGAAUCUCUUUCCACAACUGAACCUUCUACAGCAUUUGUGUCUUCAGCCACCACAGAAGGUUCAUCCACAAUCUCAUCAACCUUUGAAAUAUCUUUAUUGACAUCAAAUAAUGUUGAAUCAUCAUCAGAAUCACCCUUUGUUAGUGCCUCAGCCACAUCCACUGAUAUUCCUACCAGUGUGACAUCUGGAUCUCCAAUAUCCACUGAAUCUCUUUCCCCGACUGCAUCUUCUACAGCGUUUGUAUCUUCAGCUACUACAGAAAGUUCAUCCACAUUCUCAUCAACUGCGGAAAUGUCUUCAGUGACAUCAAGUAACAUUGAAUCAUCAUCUGUACCACCAUCUGUUAGUACCUCAGGCACAUCCACUGAUAUCCCUACCAGUGUGUCAUCUGCUUCUCCAACUUCCGCUGAAUCUCUUUCCACAACGGAACCUUCUACAGCUUUUGUAUCUUCAGCCACCACAGAAAGUUCUUCCACAAUCUCAUCAACUUCUGAAACAUCCUCAGUGACAUCAAGUAACUUUGAAUCAUCAUCUGUACCACCUUCUGUUAGUACCUCAGGCACAUCCACUGAGAUCCCUACCGGUGUGACAUCUGGGCCUCCAACUUCCACUGAAUCUCUUUCCACAAUUGAACCUUCUACAGCAUUAGUGUCUUCAGCCACCACAGAAGGUUCAUCCACAAUCUUAUCAACCUCUGAAAAAUCUUCAAUGACAUCAAGUAAUGUGGAAUCAUCAACAGAAUCACCCUCUGUUAGUACCUCAGCCACAUCCACUGAUAUUCUUACCAGUGUGGCAGCUGAGUCUCAAACAUCCACUGAACCUCUUUCCCUGACUGCAUCAUCUACAGCAUUUGUAUCUUCAUCCACCACAGAAAGUUCUUCCACAAUCUCAUCAACUUCUGAAACAUCUUCAGUGACAUCAAAUAACAAUGAAUCAUCAUCUGUACCACCAUCUGAUAGUACCUCAGGCGCAUCCACUGAGAUCCCUUCCAGUGUGCCAUCUGCUUCUCCAACUUCCAUUGAAUCUCUUUCCACAACUGAACCUUCUACAGCAUUUGUGUCUUUAUCCACCACAGAAAGUUCAUCCACAAUCUCAUCAACCUCUGAAACUUCUUCAGUGACAUCAAUGUGA